UGGAGUCUGUGGUACCAAUCAGCGAGGGAUGUUGUAACAGUGGAAGAGGAAGGUCAUAUUUUGAAUCCGAGAAGACAAGAACCUGAGAAGAUGGAGAUGGGAGCAGAAGGAAAAACUGACACAAAGAUGCACAUGGGUGGAACAAGAAUUACAGACUAAAGGACGGGGACAGACUGACAGAAGAUGGGAAUUUUGCUGACGUGGGAAAGAAUUUUUGAUGGCAAAAUUCUUUUUUUGCUUUCUUGCCUUAUUCCCUAUUCAUUAUCCGAGGAUAACAUUCAAAAAUGGCACUAGCAAUACGGCAAAUGGAGAAUUUUACACUGACAGGCGGAUGCUGAUUAUUGCACAACAGAGGUCAUAUGAUGAAACCAGCAAGACUCCUACCAACAAGUGCCCACUGGUAACUACUAAGCAUGCUGUGGUAGCAGAAAUAGAUACUGACCAAAUGACCACUGGAGACGCUCUGUAGUUAAGUGGAAAGCAGUUCCAGCUGGCUCUCUGACCAUGCUGGAGCAAUGGAAGUGGCAGAGAUGCUAGAGCUAAAUAUGCUAGGACAUUGGUUCAUCUGUUUGACAGAGCAGUGACGAUGAAGAGACGAGGCCAGAGGUUUGUCAAGGCUGACUACUAUGAACUGGACUGGUACUAUGAAGAGUGUACUGAUGUGCUGUGCGCUGACAGAGUGGGCCAGAUGACGAAGACCUACAGCGACAUUGAUGCUGUCACUCGACUGCUGGAAGAGAAAGAGCGCGACUUGGAGUUAGCAGCUCGCAUCGGACAGUCGCUGUUGAAGAAAAACAAAGCUCUCAGUGAGAGGAAUGAACGGCUGGAGGAGCAGGUGGAGCACAUCCGGGAGGAGGUAUCUCAGCUGCGCCACGACCUGUCCAUGAAGGAUGAGUUGUUGCAGUUCUACACCCAUGCUGCUGAGGAGAGCGAGGGGGAUUCGAGCUCUUCCACACCUCUGCGUUCCAGUGAGCCCAGCUUGUCAAUUCCAUCUUUUUUUCCCCUGGACUCCUUACAGAAGAAACUCAAAGAUUUGGAAGAAGAAAACAAAUCACUGCGAUCUACGGCAAGUCACUUGGAGACUGAAACCAUCUCUUAUGAGGAGAAAGAGCAGCAGCUUGUCAAUGACUGUGUCAAAGAACUACGUGAUGCCAACCUGCACGUUUCUUCUCUGGCUGAAGAUCUGGCCAAGAAGACCGACGAUGCCUCCAGACAGCAGGAGGAGAUCACACACCUCCUGUCGCAGAUAGUAGACCUCCAGAAGAAAGCCAAGCUUUACGCGGUGGAGAAUGAAGAACUGACGCAACACUUGGGUGCAGCUAAAGACGCCCAGCGACAACUCACAGCUGAGUUGUGCGAUUUGCAGGACAAGUAUGCAGAGUGUAUGGAGAUGCUCCACGAAGCGCAGGAGGAGUUGAAGAACCUGAGGAAUAAAACUCUGCCAUUCAACACCUCGAGACGUUUCCAUUCUCUGGGCCUUUUUCCAAUGGACUCUCUGGCAGCAGAAAUUGAGGGCACCAUGAGGAAGGAGCUUGAGAUGGACGAUCCAGAUGUGGAAGAGCAGAGAAUGCAGCCAAAGCGAGUGUUCCAGACGGUGAAAAACCUCAACUUGAUGCGUCAGCAGCGAUCAUCUGCAGCUCCCUCCCCUCUCAACAUCCCGGGCUCCAAUCAGACUUCAUGCUUCACCUCAGGCCGCUCCAGCAGGGUGGGCACACCUCGCUCCAACUCCAUUUACGGUAGCGAGACGGGAAGUGGGAUCAUCCUGGACAACAAAACGAGCAGUAUCCUGGAGAGUCCCGAUGAUGGGUCAGAGGACUCUAACAGGCGCCCCCCUGGUACUCCUGGGACCCCAGGAAGCAGGGACCUGGAGGCCGCCCUGCGCCGUCUGUCCCUCCGCCGCGACAACUACCUCUCAGAAAAACGCUUCUUCGAUGAGGAGAGAGAGAGAAAGCUGGCUUACCUUGCAAAAGAGGAGGAAAAAGGAGGUGGGGAAGGCAGUGAAGGCCCCGCGACCCCAACAGAGAGCCUGUUGUCGCUGUGCUCUGGCGUCUGGUCAGGAUACUCGUUCACAGCAAGGUCCUAUCUGCCAGAGAAGCUGCAGAUUGUAAAGCCACUAGAAGGUUCUGCUACACUUCAUGCGUGGCAGCAGUUGGCUCAGCCCCACAUGGGGGCUGUGCUGGACGAUCGGCCCGGUGUGGUCACCAAGGGCUUUCGCACUUUAGCCCACGAGCAGCAACAAGAGCAGGAACAGGAAGAGAACUGCCAUCUGGACCGACCAGAGGAGGAUGAAGUGUCAUGUGACUCGUUUGAAGGGUUAUCAGACACGAGCUCCACUCAGAUGGGUCUGCCUCAGUCUACCUCCACCCCGUCUCUCCGCUGCAGCAAAACUGCUCACAGUGGUGUCAAAGCUCAAUCAGAAGGACUGAAUGGAGCCAUUUGUGCUGUUAAAGAUACAGUUCAAGAAAAAGAUGGACAGGUUGCAAGCACGCCCCUUCUCCUCUGCAGCUCUUCCCCGUCUUCUCCACUCCCUUCUUCUUCUUCUUCAGAUAUCAAUGGGCAUGCAGACCUGAAGGAACUCCAGGCUCUGGAGCCCAACAUUGUGGAUCACAUGUCUGUUCAUUUCCCAGGGAAGUGUAUGUCUCAUACUAGCUCCACAUACACCUUCACUACCUGUCGGAUCCUCCACCCCUCUGAUCAGCUGACCACUGUCUCCUCAAGCCUCGGCACGCCCUCCAGUCCGAGCAGCGCUAACAUCGGCACACCAACCCACGCUCAUUCCCCAAUCCCCUUCUCAGCUCCGCCUACACCUUCCUACACUCCCUGCUGCACCCCGCGACGUCUCUCACUGGCCCUGGCCGAGUCGUCCACCAACCUGCGGGACUCCACCAAGACCACCAGUACAUCCCUGGGCCUGGCGCGGCUGCUGGCGGAGCACGGGAUUUCUGCCUCCGUGUACAACCCCUGCAGCUGGGACCGAGGGCUGGCGGCUAGCGGAGCUUCAACCAUCACGGGAGCAGAGCCGGCUCAGAAAUGCACAACAAGGCCAGAAGAGAGUGCCGUCAGACAUUUGGUGAAACGGCCAGACACUCUCCCUCUCCAGCCCUGCACCCCUCCCAGCUCACCUUACUCCAAAUUUGCCUCUUCUACACCAACAUGCCCCGUGUUUCAGUUCAGCCCUCAGGAUGACGACCCGCCGUAUCACGACGCCUUCCUGGCCUCCAAACCGGCACGUACCAUUCUGAGGGAAGUGCUGGGAGAGCUAGAGAAGGAGCAGUGCAGCCUGGCAGACGACGAAAGCCAAACGGAGAUGACAAACCUCCGGCUUGUUGACAAGCUGAAACGUUUCCGCACGCUUUCCCCGUUUUCUGCCUCGGCUUCAUCCGGUUCCGCUCUGAUGGCCACCUUUGGCUCCACUGGGUUGGGGAACAGCGCACUGGGCGGGGGGCUUCCAGGUCUGAGCACAGGUCUGAGGAGGAACCGCAGCUAUCCGGCCAUGGUGGGGGCCAGUAUGGCUAUGAAAGACCCGGGUGGCCCGCCCUGCAGCGAAAUACUCAUACCACACACACUGUCCACCUCACAGACACAACACGCAGCCGAGACACAGGAAGUGCAAACAAAUCAGACUGCGGCUACAAAGGCCACUCACCAACCACAGACUGUGCACGCACUGGAAACGGUCACACCGCAGACAAUAAUCCAUAGACACACCAGAGCGAGCAGUGAUCUGGGGGCUUUUACGAGACACAGCCAGCGCAGCGAAGAUCAAACUGGGACAUAGAAGAAAGACUCGGCUUAUUAACCCGUAUUACAGCACUAUUCCUUACAUAACUAUACAUGUACAUGCAUAACCUUAUUAUUUACAAAGCCAAAUAUCAGAUUUAACUCCGCAGUUGUAGACCCGGAAGACUGACCGACACGAUGACUCAAACAAUCAUCACUGAGCAGUGAAGCUGAAUGAGACGCAGCGGUGAAUAAAACUGGUAGUGACUGAAACUGUUACACUGUGUUAAACUCUUAAACUGUCUGGCCAGACUGACGACGAUAGAAUAUGUUGCCUUUCUCUGUCGAGUUUUAUUCAAUAUUGUACUUUAUAUGCAAAAUGAUGUGGCAUAUAGUAUAACAUUAAGGGCCCAAUCUGGUGAUUUUACUCUAGUUUUUCUUUUUCAGAUUUUAGCCGUUGCUUAACUGAAUGUGAGAUCGAUUUUGAUGCUGUUGAGAUUAUUUUUGAAGAAAUUGAAUUUAAAGCUAUAUUUCAGAAAUUCAACUGUUAAUUUGAGAGCGCCGUGUGUUCUGCGGUUUGUUGCCCAUUUUAUAUCAGGAAAAAACAUUUCCAGAAAGCAUUUUUCCUUCUACAAACCUACUUACAUGACUCAUGUUACUGAUGACAAGUCAUUCUAGUUUUUGGCUUUGCUUUUGAUUUUGAUAUCUGUAAACGUCUGACAGAGUGCUUAAAGAGACUACUGGUGUGUGCAAACAAAAUUAAUAUUUUCUCCGUCAUUUUGUUUCUGUGUUUCAGUAACAACAGAUUUUAUUCAAAAGCUCAGAUUUGUGAGGAUUUAAGUUAAGUGCCAGUAUAAAUGUCAUCAAGAUGCAUUAGUAAUCAAAACUCUGCAAGUCCUUCCAGAGUUGCAUUUUUCUCAGCAGUUGAAAUUGUCAAUAUAUAAU
Molecule: messenger RNA, 4665 nt
Organism: Cololabis saira (Pacific saury)
Lineage: Eukaryota; Metazoa; Chordata; Actinopteri; Beloniformes; Belonidae
Gene: trak1a
Product: trafficking protein, kinesin binding 1a
Exons: 15
Coding region: 587-3778 (1063 amino acids)
Biological process (GO): neurogenesis; endosome to lysosome transport; anterograde axonal transport of mitochondrion
Cellular component (GO): dendrite
Molecular function (GO): GABA receptor binding
Source: RefSeq, a predicted model, not a curated record